Messenger RNA from Anopheles bellator, 2032 nucleotides. RefSeq lists its product as uncharacterized. Gene Ontology annotation, cellular component: nucleus. The transcript is spliced from 4 exons. The record is from RefSeq and is a predicted model, not a curated record. The coding region runs from base 105 to 1856 and encodes 583 amino acids. Lineage: Eukaryota; Metazoa; Arthropoda; Insecta; Diptera; Culicidae.
CCGAGUAGGAGUGCUCUAUCUAACACUGUUGACGACAAUUGUCUCCAGUUAGUUUCCGUACCACAUCGUUACAACUGUUUCGUGUAAUCACAUCUGCUUCUAUUAUGGUCGUUCGGCACUUAAAAUCAUUUAUGGAGAAGCAGGUUAAUGAUGGAACGUAUUUUGUGGACAUUUUAUAUGAAAUAGAAAAAGCUAAAGAGCGUUCGAAUGAGCCUAUAAUUGUGGUGGACUGGACGAUGCUGUUUCAAAUGAUUCGCACGGAUAAUGUCACCAUGUUGUGUGGAAUGCAGCUAGCUUUGGCCGAGCAAAGAGUCGACAAAUUAUUUCGCCAGCUGACCGAAGCUGGAGCAAAGCUGAUAUUCUUUUGCUGUGGCCUCUGGGAAAAGACGAACUACCAAGUGUGGACCGCAAAGCAAAACGAAUACUACAUGGCGAUGAUAGAUAUUUUCGAGGAGGUAGACAACGGCCUACCAUUAAAAGAAAUAGCUUUGAAACAUCAAUACAGUGGGUGUCUUCUUAAAAAUAGUUGCCUAAAGCUGAACUCCAUUGUCAAGAAACAUGGUACAAUCGUCUCAUCGAUUACAAAAUAUGUGCCCCAGGAGUUGGCAGCUUACGCAGUGCAGCAUGACGCGUUUGCGAUCAUUUCUGAAAACACCGAUUUCCUCAUCUUUCACGGAGACUGGCGACUCUGGUCACCUGCAAUUGAUUUGAAGGACCUGACAACAAUAGAAUACAAUAGGGAUGCUUUGUUGCGAGGGAUCAGAUUGCAAAGGAACAACAUGCCGUUGUGGGCAACACUUUGCGGAAAUAACUUCUUCAGGUACGAAGAGGUCAAACCGUUUCACAAAACUCUUGGUAAGGACCAAAGCGAGUUCUACAAGGUGGCGGACUUUGUGCAGAAACUUCCGAGGGAGAAAAAUGUCAGCAUCAAGACCAUACAAAAUAUUUUGGCAAUCAUUUAUAAAGGACGUUCCAUUCCUGAAAAUGCUGUCGAAUGGUUCAAAGAAAGUUUGAAUUUCUACAGGAUUGACGUGAAACCAGCGGCCCCGGUCAAUGAAGAAAGUGCAUCUUCUCUGAUGGAAGGAAUGGUUUUAAAACGAAAAUUUCACUAUGUCACAGAAAGUAUUCUGAAUGGCGAGCCGCAAGGUAUAACCGUGUACUUUAUUGACACACGAUCUAAGCAAGAGAUCGGCUGCCACUUUGAAAUCAUCACAACUCUAGCGGCGCGCAUUGCUGGCGUUGUUCUAUUCCACCGACGUGCUGCUCCGAAGGACGUGAUAGUAGUAACCAAACGGAGCUAUCUGGAACCAUUCGAUUACCACUCCAUUCCAGUGAUAUAUCCUGCGGGUAUAGGGCCGCCCCAGCUUUCCGAGCUUCUAUCGGAGGAUGGCUGGAUGAUGACCGAGCUUCUGGAGCGUAAGCUUCAGUUACUAAGAUGGGUUUGUUGUUCCGAGCACGUAACAGAUCAAGCGGUUCUGGCAGUUCCAAAAGAACUAACCGUCACAGUGCUUGCACUAGUGAUCCUAAUAGAAUUUCGUGCAUUACAUGUUUUCGAAGCCGAUCUGCUUCUGUGGAUCGCUCACGAACUGACGACCGGUAUGUUCGAUCCGUCCUGCGAACCGCAGCCUGUUUGUAUCGAUCCGCGUGCUUUUCGUGUGGUGUUUCUGUAUCAGUCAAUUUACUGGAAUGUUCUUCGUGCUGUCAAAGUGCUGGAUCUACCCGUUGAAUAUCGCCUGACGCCACCUUACGAUGGCCAUCGCUUCCAUAACUGCUACGCCGCCUGGCGAGAUGGGCGACCGAAAGGAAAGGUAGAACAGAUUUCUCACUGCCGUCUGUACGAGCGUGGCCAAGGCUAAGCAUACGAAACAGCAGGAAUAGUGAAUUCUGAUAAGCUAUGCAGAGCUUUAAGAGAUUACAAUCAGUCGACAUAGAUAGAUAGGCAUUGGCGUUCUAGGUAGUAGCUUCCAGAAGAGAACCAUAUAUCUGCGAAAUCUUGUCCAUUAAAUUAUUCGUUGUCAUUACUUAAAGCGUC